This is a messenger RNA of Suillus plorans, 549 nucleotides long. RefSeq lists its product as uncharacterized. The transcript is spliced from 4 exons. Bases 1 to 549 code for a protein of 182 amino acids. NCBI's taxonomy places the organism in Eukaryota, Fungi, Basidiomycota, Agaricomycetes, Boletales, Suillaceae. Gene Ontology annotation, molecular function: nucleic acid binding. The record is from RefSeq and is a predicted model, not a curated record.
AUGCCCUUUCACAAGAUCAGUCGCGACGUAAAACUAGCAGCUGUCAAUCUCUAUGAGCGUGAAAUCCUAUCCCUAGAGCAGAUUCUUGAAUGUGUUGAAUUCUCCGAGAGAACCUUCUGGCGGAUUCUCAAACUAUGGAGGGAGAAUGGCAUCUCUUGUAAGCAGUUGAAGAAAAUUGUGAAGGAACAAAAUGAAGUCCAAUGUGCUGACUUCAUCAGGCACAUGGCACAAUAUGAGCCAGAGGAACUUGUUUUUUUUUUGGACGAGACCUCCAAGGAUGAGAGAACACAGUCAAGGAGGUUUGGAAGGGCAAAGAAAGGUUUAGGUUUACUCACUGUUGAUGGCAUGAUUGCCUCUUCUGUGGGUGAGGGCUCAUUCAUCACUGAGAAGUUCAUGACCUUCAUUGAAGAGGAUGUGUUGCCCUUGUGCUUUCCCUACCCUGGCAAACUGAGUGUGCUUGUCAUGGACAAUGCAUCAUGCCACCAUGAUGAUGGUGUCGCAGAACUCAUUUACGAAGCAGGUAGACAUCUAAAUUUUGUAUUUGAAUGA